Octopus sinensis (East Asian common octopus) is the source of this 6285-nucleotide messenger RNA. Its product is annotated as C2 domain-containing protein 3-like. The transcript has 46 exons. The record is from RefSeq and is a predicted model, not a curated record. Gene Ontology annotation, cellular component: centriole; centriolar satellite. Bases 166 to 6147 code for a protein of 1993 amino acids. NCBI's taxonomy places the organism in Eukaryota, Metazoa, Mollusca, Cephalopoda, Octopoda, Octopodidae. Gene Ontology annotation, biological process: centriole elongation; cilium assembly.
UAUGUCAGAUGGCGCGUAACUUGUCCGUUCAUGUCGAAAACCUCCAGUUUGUCUUCUUUGAUUUCUUUAUAUCACUUGUGUGUCAAUAAUAUGGCUGAGUGACACAAAACAGCAUUUGUCUUUUAUUAUUAAAAAAGAAACCCCAAACUGGUCGAAGAUCUGCCAAUGUCUGGGACAUCCCUCAGCUGCCAUGUUCCCGUCAGUACAGCUCUUCCACCCCAAGUUGAGGGCCAUCUCCGAUGUUUCCUUUGUUUGUGCAUCCCCAGGAUUGAAUGGUCGGUGCCAGAUCACCCUGCCAGGACCCUCGUCCACCUCACCUGGUGGGGGGAGAUUGGUUCUGGCACAAAUUUCAGGCCCUUAGAUGUAUCUAACCCCGUCAAGACCAGACUGAAAACCACAGCGAGGUACCCAAUACGGUCAGGACCAAAGCAGUUUGCAUCAUAUUUAAAUGAUAUGAAUCUUUUAUUGCUGGACAUUGUGGAUGAAGAUAAUUCGGAAGUGGUCGGCUAUUCCGAGGUGACCAACAUCACCUCACUUACAGUGUCAAACACUCUUGAGAAUGUUUAUCCUGUUUUAUCAUUGAAGGAUGUUAAAAUAGCUGAACUACAUGUUUCUAUUGAACUGCAGCCACUGAUGGAGUCUUACGACAGCACUGGGUUUGUACCAACACCAGACAUUGUCGAUCCUCAACCUGCAGGACCUGUGGCACUGACCAACAUCACAUAUCCACCAUCACACCUGUUACCCUCAUCCGAACCAGAGAGUUCUUCAAUGUUCAGCAUCAACAGGAAGUACCCUCCAACAUCUCAAGUAACAGCUGGCCUUGACCUACAGCCCAGGGGCAUUGAUGCUGCCCCUAGAUCCCAGUACCAAGAAUGCGGUACCACCGUUUCCAUUACCACUGCUGGCGAUGUUGUACACACCCAAAACUUCCCGAUUCUGAAGACAAAAUCCACUUCAUCUCCCCACCUGGCACAACAGCCUGGGACAUCAAUCCUGGAAGACCAUCUUGCUGCAGACCCCGGUUACCCAGACAUAAUUUCCAUCUUGCUGGAUAAAGGGCAGAAGCUUCGUAAGACCAUGAUCCGGUCGUUGGCUCAUGAGCCCUCGAGAAACCAGAGACGACAAGUCCUCAACAGCAAAUUGAACCUCUCGAGAAGCAGUUCCUGUGGUAGUCUGUUCCAGGAGAUUCUUGCAGAACAGAACUUCAACAGUGAUCCAGAGAACUCCGAAGAGAGGAUUAUGGACCUGGUGCUUGGACCUGACCAUGGUGCCAUUGUAAUGUCCAACUUGUCCCUAUCCAGCCAGUCCAGUUUGGAGGUAGACAACAGCGACAUAUCAGACCCUGUUCACCAAGAGGAACUUCUGCAAGAACUUCUUUACACAAAUGCGUGUGAUCCGGAAUUUCUAUGUGUGAACCAGCAUCCCCCAAACCUUGACCCACAACAGAAUAAGCAUGCAUUGACCCCUGCCCCAGAAGAAGCAUCGGGCAGUGUUAGACCAACGACGACCCCCACUGGUAAGUCUCCUGCAGACGUGAGCUUGAGGUCAAAACCGCCUUUGAACCCCUCCAAACCAUUGCCGACGACAUCAACAACAACAACAGCAGCAGCAGCAGCUUCCAAAUCAGGUCAAACGACAACUAAAAAGCCCUCGUUAGUGGCCAGAGCAAGGAGCCCUAUGAAAUCAAGCGGGAGUGGGAGAAAAUCAGGCACGAGUAGGAGUAAAAGUGGGAGUAGAAGUAGGAGCAGGAGUAGGAGCAGAAACAAGGGUCGUGAGCCAACCCGUGGCAAAACCGGAAGUGACCUUAGUGACACCGACUCGGUUGGCACGAACCAUUCAGAUUCUUCCAAAGUUUCCUUUGAAAUGGUAUCAUCCAGUGGCCAGAGCAUUGAGACAGAAGCUGAUAUGCAUCCAUCCCCCGACUCACUGAGCAUAGCAAGGUUAAAAUUGCUUGGUCGUGCUACUGUUGGGAAAGUGUCAGUGGAUGCUCUAUAUCUGUUACCCGACGAGGGCCAAACUGAGAAGAACAUGUCGAGGAAGUUACGCCAAAAGAAGGUGACCUGGAUGAAAUCUGGAUCCUACUUUGUGGAGUACAAGUUUCCAGUGGUGGCCGCUUCUAGGGACAAACACUCUGACAAUACCAUGGCAACAGAGGUCAUCCGAGCACCAUCAAAGGAAAUUGAAGAAAACACCAUACUCUUCCACCACAGAUCUGUGUUUCCUGUUCUCUUCGACCGAAAAUCCAUCGAGUGUUGGUGGAGGUCUUACUUGACCUUCAAACUCUUCUUCAGAGAUGCUCAGCAAAGAACGCCGACCCUUGUUGGUAGCUGCCAGUUAUCCCUGAAGUCCGUCCUGAAGGCCAGCAGUCUCUGUCUCAAUAAGUACCUCGCUGUAUGCAAACCAGGGACCUCUUUGAAAGCUUCGAGACGACAAAGCACAUCAUCAAAGAAACUGCCUACCAUUGGGGAGCUGAAGGUGACUGACAUUUCCUGUGACACGGAUAUUCUGGCCGAGAGGAGAGAAGCCGGUUUGAAACCUGACUGUCAUCUAGAAACUGUUGCAGCGCCACACGAACGCCAGUUUCCUCAGUACAUAUCUAGCACCAAUGAUGCUCCGCUGCUGGCCACCACUACUGCUACCACUACUGUCCAGGCAAACUCAUCUCCAACAUCACAGCAUUAUCCAGAUGUACAAGACCAGACAUUAGCUGUCCAUUCCAUUCUUAUUGUGAGUGAAGGUCGCAAGAUGACCUUUGACACAACCUCUACCAAAAUUAACCCCAUUGCUGCUGCAGCUGUUAGUCAAGGCGGAGGAGGUGACGGACGAGGUUCAAAUCUUCCUCGUGCCACUAGAAACAGCUACUUGGUAUGCCGCAUGUUUUGGUGUGAGCAGCAGGUCAGAUCCAGUAUAUGCUGGCGCACAAACAAUCCUCAAUAUGAUUUCAUUCAGGUUUCACCAGUUUUUGUCACAGCCAACUUUUUGGAGAGAAUUCGCAACAAUUACCUAAUUAUAGAGGUCUGGGAUAAAACAACAACAUCACUGGAAGUGUCUGAUGACAAGUUAAUUGGUGUGGUAAAGCUGAGCCUCCAUCAAUUCUACCUCUCGCUUCGUAACCAAAGAAUCGUGACGACAUUGCUGAAGUCUCCAUACCCUAUUGUAGCCCAUGAUGGCUAUAUGCCUAUUGUGGACCCACUCACCAACUACCAACAUGGACAGCUGAAGGUAUUAUUGGCGAUGGGAUCUAUAGAGCAGGUGUCCACGCUACAGCAAGUCACAAUUGAAAGACGAUCGUCCCUCUUGCGCCAACAAUUCCCCAAUCUUCACCAAUCUCUGAUAAACACCAGCUCCUCAACAACCACCGAUGAAGGUAUUUGUAAAGACUAUAUUGAACAUGUAUUUGAAGUGGUUGUGGAAGACAUUAAUAACCUUCAACAUUUAGAAGAAAUGGUCUAUGGAGAAGCAGAUUGCUUUGUGCAGUACAGUUUCCCAACUCAGUCAACCACUCAAGCACCACUGGAAACUGGAUCUAUUACUGACAUUUCCAUGAAGACAUCUCGUACAGGUGUCACCCUCUGUCUACCUGAUCCAGUAUUCCAUGCUAUAACUCAACACAAAAUGGUGCUGCCUCCUAAUACACCUCUGCAAGCAAAGUUGCUGAUUGCUUGUGUUGACUCCGAGGGCCAAGUGAACGACAUCCUGUUCCAGGUCUGCUGCCGUUUCUAUCAUCCCGUUAUCGGAGACCAAGUCAUUGCCAAGGCAAUGUUGCCCCUAGUGAAGCUGUGUGCAAUGAUUUCAAUGUACAAGCAAGAACCUUUGACGCAGAAAUUCAAACUCCCCCUCACCAUGGUAACGACUGAUACACAAACGAGUACCUGUGAAUCGGUAACCGCUGGAGACCUGAACGUUGUUAUCAGGUAUAAAACCCAUGUGAAACAGUUGACCAAUCAACCACCAAUCACCACUACCUCUGAAUCCCCUUUUACUUACAUCUGUGUUGGUAUCCUUCGCACGUGUGGGCUUCAGUCCGCUGCAGAGAUGUGUGCCCUGCAGAACCCCGAUAUGCUGCACCCUGCCAAGGUAGGGGUCAACCUCUACCUAAAGGCUAGAUUCUCUUUUAUCGACCAGCGCAAUUUCACAACUAGGACAAUGGCAAAGUGUUUCCAUGCUAACAUUGGACAGUAUUUUGACUUCUACUGCCCCCUGGUGGCAACCAACAAUGGUAUGGCCUCUUGUUUAGCUGAGCAAUUGGAGACUGCAGGACUUCACCUGGAACUCUGGCACCAGAAUAUAUCAGAACCUGGCAUCUCCUGCACCAACCAUCAAGAUGUCUUACUGGGAAAUACCUUUGUACCACUUGCUGAAUUGCUCACCAGCACCACCGGUAUCAACGGCUGGUUCCCUGUCAACAAGCCAGUCGUGGAGGACACUUCACGCCUGAUCACAGUCCAGACAUCAUCAGCAGGUCAGCUGGAGCGUGUCGUAGGUGGCGUUGAGGUGAGCAUCAAGUUCUCUCAGGCCAACGACCUCGAUCGUGUCAUCCGGAUUGCUGAGAUGCACAACUGGACUUUGCCGGACAGAUAUGCCCUCAACGGCAAUUUUGCUGACCUUACAAAUGGCAGAGAUCUCCAGGUGACCAUCAAUGCUGAUGACAUGAGGCUGGCUGUUCCCAACUGUCUCUUCCCUGGACAAACGACCAUCAACAGAGAGAGCUUCACGUAUUUGAAAUACACUUUCUACGAUAAAGGUCCCUUCACAUCUGAUGCAAUCCCCAUCAAAGCUUACGGAGAAGAUUUUGUCUCAAUGAAAGCCGGGCAUCAGAACAGUUUCCUUGUUGAUUUAUCAUCACCAUUACUAUGGUUUUUAAAAGAAGAAAAGCUUGAAAUCAAAGUCUGGUUUUCUGUUGGGGCCAGUACCAUUCCCAGGAUUGACAUCGGUGACGGGGACAGUUUAGACAAGACUAUCAGGAGCCGAAGGAAACCGAAGGAUAAAUUGAUUGGCUCUGUCUGGGUCCCUCUGCGGGAGCUGUGCUGUGGACCGAAGAAGAACGUUUAUCGAAUCAGCGGUCUUUAUCCCAUCUUCAAUGCCCGAGCUGCCAAUUUACAUGGUAUGUUUCUCCGAUGUCACAUCACACUCCAAUUACAGAAGGACUUGCUGCCCGGCACAAAACGCCACUUAGCGAAAAAGGCAUCUACCAUCAUGGCUGUUGACUCCAAGAGUGACUCUGAUGACUCAGACUGGAAUGACAUUCCUACAGAGAAAACCAGCACUGAUCGCCAUUGUGGCCACCCCCGCAAAAACCACCAGAAUUUCCUAGAAGUCUUUGAGGUCCACAUAUCAGUUGAGAAGGCCAUGCAUUUGAAACAUGUAACCAACAAAAGCAGUGGCAAGAUCUGUAAGCCCAACACAUACGUCUCCUUUCAAAGUGGCUACAAAAAUCGGACAGUGUCCACCUCUGUUGUCCACAAUGCUGACUGUCCAGUGUGGGACUUUGAUGUCGACACCCUGCUCACCUCUCGCCUGCUCUAUGAAGAGAACAAGAACUUGGUCUUCAAAGUUUGGCAUAAACCAGAGAACUCUUCCAAAGAUAUCAGUAAAUCGUGUGACCAGGUCAUUGGGUACAUAUCUGUCGACCUUGUGCCACUUGUCUCCGGGUUACACCAGCUCUGUGGCUGGUACAACAUCAUGGAUUUUGGUGGUCAGUGUCGAGGACAGGUAAAGUUAAGUGUGACACCCAUGGAAUCAAUGGACCAUUACUGGCGCCGCCUCACCACUCACCUGGCACAGCAAGCAGGGAAGCAAGUGUCCGCAAAAUGUCCAUCCAUGACCGCCACCACCAGCAACACCAAGUUACCCCACUUUGAAGAACACUAUGAGAACGUGAAGCGACACCACGAAAUGUUGAAGCAGCAGAGCCAAAUGUCUGCCAGGAACACCCUGGCAUUAGAACUUCCAACCUUCCAGUUUACUGCCUCGGCCCAAGGGGACCUCAAAGUGAAGCUCAGGGAGCAGAUGAUGGAGCUUGACCAGAUGAACCACGCCCUCCUGUCUAAACUCAGUCCAAACAUUUCUGCUGCUGGUGCUGCUCGAUACAAAACUGUGGUGCCACCUCCACCACCAACAUUAACAUCAACAACAACAGUGUGAACACAGUCGUGUCGUCCGGUGUGGCCUCGCUACCCGGUUCCCUACCCGUUCCCGUGGAAAACCACAAGCUGACCGCUAACCCUGCUCUGAUGGCCACAAAUGGUUUCCAGGCCCCUCGGCCUCCGGACACACCGAAUA